GAAGGCAACAGCGACUCCGGGCAGCGCGAGCAGAAAGAAAUCACGGAAGGAUAUUUUGGAAUGUGCAGUAAAGAUAGAGAGCUUCUGCGUUUCGUGUGCUACGCCUGUGAUUGCUCUGUGCGAAUAGAGUGGGGGCGCAUACACGGCAGACUCAACUGACUUCUGAACCCAGAAGUGUGGGAGGAUUCGUGAACGAGACGGAAGGCUAAAUACCAAGGCUGGGUGCUUUAUGGCGGUCUAUGCGACCAUGGAUGUUUUUGCUUUGAUUCGCCUUGAACUAUGAUGAUAGCUCUCUUGCAAGACCCACUGGAUAACGAACGCAACAAAUGCAAGCAAGGUUACUGAAAAGCUGAAAUCAAAGGUGCAACUUCGCGAUGUUCCAUAUUGGCUAUCCUUGCUGUAGUGUUAUGACGUAGAGGCAAGUACAUGUGCAACAUUGAUCUGUGUGAUUUGAUGGUCUUCGGGCUCCCCACUGACACAUGGUUUCAAAUGCAAUAGACAGAGGGAGGACGGCUGAUCUUGUCAUGAGGUGGCAUCUGCUUGUUCAAAUGGCAAGCGACGGGUGUUUUGCUAUGCUCAGUUACUGGCCAUAGACUUGUCAGAUAGCAUAGCUUUGAAUUAAUCAAAUGUGUGGAAUGGAUGCGCUCUGAUCAUUUCUUUGUCAGUAGGCUACAUGCCAAAAUACGUGCACACUGACCAAAUAAUCGCAUUUUAAUUUAUGAGACUAUUUAUUUAUUUAUUUCAUUAUUUAUUAGCGGCAGAGCGCGCGCAACAUGUAUUUCCCGUCUGUGCAGUAGUCAUACGAAAAUCCGGAGACACCAUAAGGCGGAGAGCGUCAAAAGAAGCUGAGAUCAAUAGUCAAUCCAAGAAAUUGCCUCCACGAAUGGGUAGAUACAUUGAUUUACCCAAUCCGACUAUAUUAACGAAAAGCUAUUCGUUUUUAUUAAUGCCGCCCUCUUAUAUCACCUCUUCUUUCUGUGACGGUUCUAGUCAUUUUGCUGAGACGUGCAAUCGCAUAUCCAGCCCGUUUGAGGUGCCAUACAAUUAAGGACAAUUUCUGGGAAAUGUCAAUGUUUUUUUUCUCUCCUGUGUGAGGGUUUCACCAUGGAAACCCCGGGUGUGCGAUGGUGGCGACCUUAGUGGAUGGGAGGCGGUGUGAAGGAGAUGACAAUGUAAACAACGAACCUUUCAUGGUGUCUAGGUUUCAUGAAGGCAAUUUUCAACGCAUUGUUGAGUGUUUUCGGCCCUCUGACAGCUGUCACCGUGUAGAGCUAUUCUUUCCCCUUCAUCUUCAGCGUUAGACAUGUAGCCUGCGAUACACGAUGUAUGCGUUGUACAUCCCACAGCUCCCAACCUGUUAACCCUCACGAAAAUGCAUUUUAAGCGCUGAAGUACCAGCCACGCACGCAGCAUCACUGUGCAACGCUGUUAGUAACCACUGUCGUCACGUCGCUGUUAGAAAUGACCGAUGUGAACCUUCUGAAUCAAAACGUGAUUAAUAUCCCUUUGAACAUGGAUGACUUGGCAAUCAAGAGACUUACCAGAUUCUAAUUCAAUCUCAGGAAUAGUAUGAUGUGACCAUCCGAGCACAAUGCAUUGGCAAGGAUCUCACGCUAACACUUGUCACACCAUGUGUAUAAUCCACUUGCCCUCCUCGGGCAAGUAAGACUCUCAUGCAUUGACUGUCCCCCAUAACGCAAGCACGACGAAGAACAGGAACCGAGUCUUCGCCAUGCCCCGGAACCGGGCCUUCUCCGAGCCGGAGUACUCGGCGGAGAUCACCGACUGCUCUGUGACUCUGCCCUCAGACCCGGGCCAGGCGGUGGGGCGCACGCACGAGGUGACGGUGCGCAGCCAGGGCUGCUGCCUGUGCCUGCCGCGCUUCAUGCGCCUCACCUUCGCGCCGGAGUCCCUGGAGAACCUCUACCAGACCUACUUCCGGCGCCAGCGGCACGACACGCUGCUGGUUCUGGUGGCCUUUGCGGCGUUCUUCGACUGCUACAUCAUCGUCAUGUGCGCCGUGGUCUACACCACCGACAAGCUGGCCUCAGUCGCCGUGGCCACGGCGGGGCUGGUGGCCGACGCGGUCAUCUACCUGCUGUGCCGCUUCGGCUGGCUGCCGGAGCGCGUGUCACGCCGCCUGGUGCCCUACGCCCUGUGGGUGCUCAUCGCCGCCCAGAUCUUCUGCCACCUGGGCCUGAACUUUGCCCGCUUCCACCAGCCCAGUGACACGGUGGGCUGGCAGGCCUUCUUCAGCUUCUCCAGCUUCCUGACGCUGCCCAUGCGCCUGGCGCCCAUCGUGCUGCUCACCGCCGUCUCCUGCGGCGUGCACACGCUGGUGCUGGGGGUCACCAUCGCCCAGCAAAUGCAGGAGGACAUCCAGGGAGGCGCGCUUGGACGACAGCUCCUGGCCAACGUGGUGAUCUACCUGUGUGCCAUCUGCGUGGGGGUGAUGUCCUACUACAUGGCUGACCGCAAGCACCGCAAGGCCUUCCUGGAGGCCCGGCAGUCCCUGGAGGUCAAGCUCAACCUGGAGGAACAGAGCCAGCAACAGGAAAGGCUGUUGCUGUCCAUCCUGCCAAAGCACAUAGCGGACGAGAUGCUCCAAGACAUGAAGAAAGAGGCCAGCCAGAAGGAGAUGCAGCAGUUCAACACCAUGUACAUGUACCGCCACGAAAACGUCAGUAUUCUGUUUGCAGACAUCGUGGGCUUCACUCAGCUGUCCUCGUCCUGCAGUGCCCAGGAGCUGGUCAAGCUGCUCAAUGAGCUGUUUGCUCGCUUUGACAAGUUGGCAGCCAAAUACCACCAGCUGAGAAUUAAGAUCCUUGGCGACUGCUACUACUGCAUCUGUGGGCUGCCAGAUUACCGUGACGACCACGCUGCGUGUUCCAUCAUGAUGGGGCUGGCCAUGGUGGAGGCCAUCUCGUACGUGCGUGAGAAGACCAAGACGGAGGUGGACAUGCGUGUAGGGGUGCACUCUGGGACUGUGCUGGGCGGGGUCCUGGGACAGAAGAGGUGGCAGUACGACGUCUGGUCCACCGACGUCACCGUCGCCAACAAGAUGGAGGCCGGGGGUAUACCAGGGCGGGUGCACAUCUCCCAGAGCACGCUGGAGUGUCUGCGUGGGGAGUUUGACGUGGAGCAGGGGAACGGGGGCGACCGCUGCGAGUACCUGAAGGAGCGGGGCAUCGACACCUACCUGGUGGUGGUGCCCAAGGGCCCGCUGGGGAAGAACGCCAUCAACGGGGUGAAAUUGUCGGUGACGUCGUCCAAUGGCAACUCUCCGUUGCUGAUCAACACUACAGAGUGUAAUGGCAGCGUGAACACGGCCUGCACCACCCCAGAGGAGCCAGAGGAGCUGGACACCAAGGUGGUUAACCCUUCGUUCCCCAACCCUCGGCGGCGACUGCGCCUGCGGGACCUGGCGGAGAGGGUGAUUGACGCACAGGAGAAUGAACAGGAGCUCAACAAACUCCUCAACGAAGCCUUGCUGGAGAGAGAGACCGUGCAGGCACUGAAGGGGAAGUACACCAACCGGCUGUCGCUGCGCUUCACCGAGCCCGACCUGGAGACGCGCUUCUCCGUGGAGAAGGAGAAGCAGAGCGGCGCCGCCUUCAGCUGCUCAUGUGUGGUGCUGCUAUUCACCGCCAUAGUGGAGGCACUCAUAGACCCCACGUUGAUAGCCAACUAUGUGACGCUGGUCGUAGGUGAAAUCCUGUUGCUGAUUCUCACCAUCUGUUCUUUGGCUGCCAUAUUCCCACGAGUAUUCCCGAAGAGGCUGGUGUCCUUCUCCAUGUGGAUCGACCACACGCGGUGGGCACGCAACACCUGGGCCAUGGCUGCCAUCUUCAUCCUCACCCUGGCCGACAUUGUGGACAUGUUAAGCUGCCUGCCCGCCCCACGCAACGCGUCCACGUCUUCCCCAUCUCCCACGCUGGCCCCGGGGGAGGGCGGUUGCCGCGACAACCCCAAAUACUAUAGCUUCAUCUCCAUCCUGGCCCUGGUGGCCACUACCAUGCUGGUGCAGGUCAGCCACAUGGUCAAGCUCACGCUCAUGCUGCUCAUCACCCUGGCAACCGGCAUCGUCAAUGUCUACAGCUGGAGCGACAUCUUCGACCGGUACGAUGAGGACCGCUUCAAGCAGUACAGGUCCGAGCAGGUGCCGUCCAAGUACUCCAUGACGGUGACGAUCUUCAUCAUGAUGGUCAGCUUCUACUGCUUCGCCCGUCACGUGGAGAAGUUGGCGCGGACGCUGUUCCUGUGGAAGAUUGAGGUGCAUGAGCAGAAGGAGAAGGUGUACGAGAUGCGGCGCUGGAACGAGGCCCUCGUCACCAACAUGCUGCCCGAACACGUGGCACGCCACUUCCUGGGCUCCAAGAAGAGGGACGAGGAGUUGUACAGUCAGACGUACGAUGAGAUCGGCGUGAUGUUUGCCUCCAUCCCCAACUUCUCCGAUUUCUACACGGAGGAAAGCAUCAACAACGGCGGCAUCGAGUGCCUCAGGUUCCUGAACGAGAUCAUCUCAGACUUCGACAGUCUGCUGGAUGAGCCACAGUUCCGCUGCAUCACCAAGAUCAAAACCAUCGGCAGCACCUACAUGGCAGCGUCGGGGGUCAUCCCAGACAACAACACCAACGGCUACGCCUGCAUGAAGAAGGAGGAGCUAACGGACAGGGAGCGCUGGCAGCACUUAGCAGACCUGGCCGACUUUGCCCUGGCCAUGAAGGUCACCCUGAUGAACAUCAACUACCAGUCCUUCAACAACUUCAUGCUCAGAAUCGGGCUCAACAAAGGGGGUGUGUUGGCGGGCGUUAUUGGGGCACGUAAGCCACACUAUGACAUCUGGGGCAACACUGUGAAUGUAGCCAGCAGAAUGGAGUCCACAGGAGUCAUGGGUAACAUCCAGGUGGUGGAGGACUGUUACAGCAUCCUGAAGGACUACGGCUUCCGCUUCGUCAGGAGAGGGCCCAUCUUUGUCAAGGGAAAGGGCGAACUGCUCACCUACUUCCUCAAGGGCCGAGAAAAACAGGGUUCCUUCAUCAACGGCUCAUCUGUGACACUGCCCCAUCAAGUGGUGGACAGCUCAUGACACACUUGUGCACACGCACAUACACACGCACACACACACACACACGCAAACACACAUGUACACGCAUAGGCCAUGCACGACGCCAGCAUCAUUGCACAUACUUUCCAAACAUUACAAUCUGGUACUGCUGUCUUUUCAUCGUAUUGAUUAUUUACAUGAACACACCGCAGACAUCAUAUGUUUGGUAUGUACACUACACAGUUAUUUUGUUGGUAUGUUCCAGGUGUGGAAGGAAUAGGAACAUUAAGAGUCCUCCAAGAAUACAUGACCCAGACAGUGUAGUCUAAUGGGUACCACUUUACUUGAUGCCGGUGUCAUAUGCAUGUCAUUGCAGUGUCAUAAUAGUGUCAUGACACAGUCAU
Molecule: messenger RNA, 5451 nt
Organism: Engraulis encrasicolus (European anchovy)
Lineage: Eukaryota; Metazoa; Chordata; Actinopteri; Clupeiformes; Engraulidae
Gene: adcy3a
Product: adenylate cyclase 3a
Exons: 21
Coding region: 1733-5089 (1118 amino acids)
Biological process (GO): intracellular signal transduction; adenylate cyclase-activating G protein-coupled receptor signaling pathway; cAMP biosynthetic process
Cellular component (GO): plasma membrane
Molecular function (GO): adenylate cyclase activity
Source: RefSeq, a predicted model, not a curated record